Molecule: messenger RNA, 2954 nt
Organism: Cynoglossus semilaevis (tongue sole)
Lineage: Eukaryota; Metazoa; Chordata; Actinopteri; Pleuronectiformes; Cynoglossidae
Product: transferrin receptor protein 1-like
Exons: 15
Coding region: 28-2082 (684 amino acids)
Biological process (GO): intracellular iron ion homeostasis; iron ion transport
Cellular component (GO): external side of plasma membrane
Source: RefSeq, a predicted model, not a curated record
UUACAUAUUCUUGAUCUUGCAGGAUUCAUGAUUGCCUACAAGAUGUAUAGUAUGGGUCAGGCUACCAGUUAUCCUCUGGCUGUCACUCCGACGGUGUAUGAUAUUAAGGGAAACGCCGAUACUCCCCAUGAGUAUGGUGCCCCGCCUAUGGUUAACUGGCAGGAUGUUAUAAACCUGAUGGCUCAGAAAAGCAAGUCUGCAAAUCUAGAAGAUACCUUCAGUGCCUUUCGGAAGGAAAGCCACCGUGCUGGCUCUUACGGCGACGAAACGCUCAGGGACGAGGUUUUGAAAAGGUUCAACCUGUAUGGACUUAAGACCUGGAUGGAUAAGCAGUAUGUCAAGAUUCAGGACCCCCCAGCUUCUGGCUACAACCGAUUUGUUUUCAAGCGUGACGCCGAGCAGCAACCAACAGGAUUCCUCUCCUACAGUGCUAAUGGAACUGUAACGGGUACAGUUGUGUACGGACACUACGGAACGGAAGAAAACUUCCUGCUGCUGCAAAACGAAAUGAGAAUCAACAUGAGUGGGAAGGUUGUUCUCCUCAGAGCAAGUGAAAACACUUUUGCCGAGAAGGUGGCUAAUGCUGCCAAAUUUGGAGCUUCUGCUGUGUUGAUUUAUGCAGACCCUUCGGAUUAUUCUUUUGAAGAGAACACUCAACUCUUUGGACACGUCCACUUAGGCUCAGGAGAUCCCUACACUCCCGCCUUUCCCUCCUUCAAUCACACCCAGUUCCCACCCAUCAAAUCUUCAGGCCUGCCGAAAAUAUUGGCUCAGACCAUAACUGCUAAGAUGGCAAACAACAUUCUGAAGCAGCUGGGGGGUCAGGACACACCAUCCAAAUGGGUAUGCGCUCACAAACUGGGAGAUGAGAAUGACAACAUUACCCUAGAGGUCAAUAAUGUCUUGGUCGAGAAAAAGAUCAACAACGUUUUCGGUUUCCUCGAAGGGCUGGUAGAUCCAGAUCGCUUUGUGGUCAUCGGUGCCCAUAGAGACGCGUGGGGUUAUGGUUUUUCUGCCUCAACCGUCGGCACCAGUAUUCUCGUAGAACUGGCCCGUUCUAUAUCGGAAAUGGUAAAGCAUGAUAGAGUCAAGUUAAGGAGAAGCAUUUUGUUUGCAAGCUGGAGUGCUGGGGAAUAUGGAAAUGUUGGCGCCACCGAGUGGUUGGAGACUCAUCUCGCUACUUUGAACCAAAAAGCUAUCGUGUUCAUCAACCUGGAUGAUGUCAUUCAAGGUUACGGUGAAUUCAAAGUAUCAGCCAGUCCCCUCCUGCACGCCCUGAUUCAGAAAACUCUUCAAGAGGUGAGUUCCCCCGCAAGCACUGGAUCGCUGUAUAGCGUGUAUGGGAAAGGCAACUGGGAAUCCAACAUAUUGGAACCUCUGAAAAUCAACGAUACAGCUUAUCCUUUCCUGGCCUUUUCUGGCAUCCCCUCGAUGUCAUUUAGAUUCAGAGGUCAACGCAGAACGUACUAUGCUGGCACAAUGCUGGACACACAAGAGAAUUUGAGCUUGAUCACAGGAAGGCAGCUCCCUGAGCUGACUCAACUGGCUAUGCAGUUUGCGGGUACCAUCGCCCUGAGACUCGUCCAUGACCAUCUGCUGCAGAUGGAUCUGAAUAAGUACAACGGCGUCAUUCGUGAGCAAGUCCUUGACAUAAAUACAAAAGUGUCGAAUCUCAAGAAGAUCAAGCCCAAGCUUUUUUCGGAAGCCCUUUCUGUCAAGUGGCUGAUCACAGCCAUGGGAUCCUACCGCCGCGCCAUGGAUAAACUGACAACCGACAUCCAGAGAAGUGACCUGGAUAUCACCGAGAAGUGCCGCAUUCUAAAUGAUCGCAUCAUGUCUGUGGAGCGCCACUUCCUGUCUCCUUACGUGUCUCCCAGAGACCAGCCUUACCGCCAUAUCCUACUCGGCAACGGCCCCCACACGCUGACUGCGUUGUCCGAGCACCUGGAACACCUGCGUACCAACGACCCCAAAGCGGACAUCGACUUAUUCCACGAACAGUUUAGUCUGGCCACUUGGACAAUACAGGGCUGCGCCAACGCUUUAGCAGGUAACAUCUGGUCUUUUGAAAAGGAAAUUUAGAGAAAGGGGGGGUAAAAAAACAUCUCUUUUAUCCUGGUUACUUCCUUUGAUCACAACCAACAUUUGUGUUAAUUGGCCAGAUAAAAAGCGGUAAUGAAAACUACUCUGACGGUCAUCACUUCUGUUACGUUAAGUUUUCAACCGUUCAUUGACAAGUUACAUUGACAAAUUGCCCGCAAUCUAGCACCCUCUACAGCCCAACAAUGAUGACCAAGGUUAACAUUUAGGGUCACGUAGGUCAACCAUUUUCUUUAAACACGUGGCACUUCAAUACUAAAAUAUAUUACUCAAAAUAACGUACUUAGUUGCUGAUUAUCCUUCGGUUUAAAUUAUGUCCCUUUUUCCAAGAACAGGAGAGGCGGGAAAAAAAACAACUUUUCAGCAAAGUAGCAGUACGAAUCACUAGUUUACUCUUUAGGCGUUAGUGAAGGAAAAAAAAAAAAAAAGGCAGCAGCGGUCUAAAAAGCUAAUGAGUCUCCGUUAUCUUCAUAACAAUAGGUUCAAAACUGAGCUGGUUUGUUUUGGUAGCUAUAUUUCUGCUGUAAUUUGACACCUGUUUAAAAAAAUAUUAAUCGUACCAUGCAGGUUUGCCUUUCAGAAAAAGAGGGAGUACAUCUCCCAACAAUGUGGCACUGAAAAAAACAAACAAACAAAAAUGUAUGUCUAUUUAUUGUGUUAUUUAUUUAUCAGUGGCAGGGAUCACUAUAAAUAUAUUUUUUUUUAAUAAUGUAAUUAUCGGGAGCAGUGCCUUCCAUAAUUAUGACAGUUAUACUGUCGAAAUGACAAAAGCAGCAUCUGCUAAAGAAGACGUACAUGCGCGUUGACCAAGGGGCGGGACUACUGAACAGGGCAGUUGCACUCAUCACAAAAAA